Molecule: messenger RNA, 2251 nt
Organism: Alosa alosa (allis shad)
Lineage: Eukaryota; Metazoa; Chordata; Actinopteri; Clupeiformes; Clupeidae
Exons: 10
Coding region: 118-1239 (373 amino acids)
Source: RefSeq, a predicted model, not a curated record
CAAAUCUACUCUAUGGUGAUGAUUCCCCGCGGAAAAUCCUAGAACUGAACUGGAGCUCAAGCUGGCAGUGGCACGUUGGAAAUCGUCUCUUUCCCCACUAGCAGACCUAUCGUGAAAAUGCUGCUGCGUGUCUCGUUUGGCGGAGUGCAGAUGUACAUCAAGCUGCCUGAACUAACAUUCGGUGAUUUCUUGAGAGAAGUGAGUCUAAAAUUUAACAUUGCUGAAGACAGACGGUUGGACAUCAAGGUUUAUGACCAGUCUAACACAGAGGUCGACUCUGAGGUUUUCCUAAUUUCAUUGGCCAAUGAAGCACCUGGUAACCCUCAGUCCACGUCAUCUCCAUGCUCUAUUGCAUCUGAAGACACAGUGAUCCUCAACUUCUCGUUGUGUGACCCAGCUGAGGAGCCAGUUGCAGCCGAAGGAAGUCAACCUAAAAGGCCUUGCCGCAUUAACUAUGAAGCAAAAGCUCUGAUUGAAAAAAUCUUGACGACAAAGCCUGGAGGUGACCGUGUCAUGGAGGAGUAUGCGAAAACAAAAUCAAUUACAGAUUCAACCAGAAGACAGCUCAUCAACAUACUUACUGCAGAGAUGAUGGAAACACAUGGGACAUCUCCGCCCCAGAGUGUAAAAGUGAUGUAUGCACAGGGGAUUGUCGCUCUGUUUCCAUACCUUAAAGACCCAUAUUCACAGAAUGGCUAUGAACAUUACUACGAUCCUGAAAGUGGUUCAGGCUACAUUGCAUGGUGGUUGAAGACAAUUCAACGAAAAGCUGCUGAGGAAAGAGGUCCUGCAGUUAGUAAAUCUCCUAAAGUUGGUGGGCCAGGCCAUGGGCGUACUAGACCCUUUACUGCCGACAGAGUCCUGACUGACAAGGAAGUGGAAUGCGCUAUCGCUUUGUUGAGACACACUGCUGAUGAGGAGACCAUCCGUGAAAAGAUGAAAGUAACUUUUCGAUACCGCCACACCAUGGUCAAUGAUGAGAACAAAUCAGCAGAGGUCUUCUCAGUAUUUCCACGGUUCCUAGACACACCAGGACUGAUAGAACAAGAUUUUAGAGUGAUGUUUGGUGAGCAGACUGCCAACAAGUUCCUGGAGAGGUGGCCUACCACUUUCAAAGCAGGAGUCAUUAAGGAAAGCCAUGGACUGGUCCCCUCCACAGACCUUCUUGAUUUAAUGCGCAAUGCUGAGACAUCUACUGAAGUUGAAAAAGACGGGAACAAGCGUGCAGCAGCAUCUUGACAACAUCGCUCAAAGCAGUCAGCCCUACCUCCUUGCUCAGGGACCCACAAAAAGCAGCAUUCACUCUUUCUUCAUUGCCAUCGACAAGCAUGCACUUCCAUGCCAAGCCACCAGCUCGGUUGGAACCCUGGAUGAGCUCUUCAAGGCCCACUAUGUGUUUGGUACAUCUUACAGUCCUGUCUUGAACAACUUUUUCACUUUUCUGCAAACUUCCAUUUACAACAUUGACAUGGGGAAAACUAAGGAAACACCAAGAAUUGCAGAGUUGCGAGCGAGAAUAAUCUAGUAAAGCACCUCAAAGUAAUACAUGGACUCUGUACGGGAAGGACUCUUUAUCUUCAAUGUGGCCAAGUGGGAUGCUCACGUUUUUUCAAUAGUUUUUCUGGUCUUAGGAAGCAUCUGAAUAAGUGUCAUGUGAAUAGUGCAUGUGAUGUUAUUGUUGAAACUGAACCACCACAUUGUCAAACUGUUCUUGAUAGUACUAAUGCAAAUCCCGCAGAAGAGACAUAUGAGGCUGAGGUUGAGUCAGAGCCAGCAUUAUCGUCAGAACACCUUGUAAAUAGUUGUGCCUCUGUCAUUUCAGAUCUAAAGGCAGCAGGUGUAGCCCAGUCUGUUGUUAAUUCUUUUGUGACCUCUAUGGAGGAUAUUGUGCAGGAAAUUCAUGAGCAUGCAAAAGAGUCAGUCAUCCAGGGUGUAUUUCGUGAUCAAAGAGACACUGAAACAUGCAAGAAUGUGGAGGGAUGUUUUAACCAAUUAGAGAAUCCAUUCACAGCUCUAAAUUCAGAUUACAAACAAUCAAAAUGUAUUACCAGUAAGUGGGAAACUGUGGAGCCAGUGGAGCUUGUAAUUGGCUCAAGAUUUGACUCGAUUUUGUUGCUUUUCAAGUUGAUGAUCUGCCUUAUCCAAGGCCUUUUGACAUACAAGUGUCAUGUGGAGAGAAUGACACCACUAUGUAUGUUGUCCCAUAUUGUUAUCUCUGAGGAGUUAUCAGGAAAUAAAUGGUGCUACAGUA